AUGAGCGCGCGGUCUGGCUGCAUGUCAAGCCAUGGGGCAGCCGAAACACGCAGCACGGCAGGUCGGGUGGCUGCACCACUCUCGUGUGGGGAAAGCCCAGCUUUUUAUGGGCGUGAUUUGGCCAAGCUGCAGGAUGAGGGGACAAUGCUGAAUGGGUGUACAGCUUCUCAUGUGGACUUCGAUGAGGAGGCACGAAAGCUAUGGGCUCGGCUGAACUUAGACCCGUCAGUUAUCACUGGUGGCAAGUACAAUGCCUUGGACGCCUUGUGGCAACAUCCAGAGACACGUGCGGUGUUCUAUGUGGGAAACCAGACUGCGGCAUCCAACUUAUCAUUGCUGCAGAAACAUGGAGUCACGCAUGUUGUCAACUGCACCGACAGCAUGCCCAAUUGUCAUGAACAUGUUCCCGGCAUCGCGUACCACCGCUUCGACAUUGCCGGCUUUCGCCGUGGGGUUAAAUCUGAUGCCGAUGCAGCGGAAUUUGUCCAGCCAAUGCUGAACUUUGUGAGUGCUGCGCUGGGCGAUGGCAAGAACGUGAUGGUGCACUGCUUGGCUGGUGCACACCGAGCAGGGACCACGGGCAUCAUAUGCUUGAUGUACUUUGCACAGCUUCAAGCCAAAGAGGCAGUUCUUGCAGCUAAGCGCUGCCGGCCCAUUAUUGAGCCCAUCGGUGGCUUUCCGGAGCUGCUGGCCAAACUGGAGCGCAGCUGGAGGGAAGCAGGCUGA
This is a messenger RNA of Effrenium voratum, 726 nucleotides long. The record is from the annotation of a GenBank genome assembly. Lineage: Eukaryota; Dinophyceae; Suessiales; Symbiodiniaceae.